Messenger RNA from Humulus lupulus (European hop), 1883 nucleotides. Its product is annotated as rho GTPase-activating protein 2. Gene Ontology annotation, biological process: signal transduction. NCBI's taxonomy places the organism in Eukaryota, Viridiplantae, Streptophyta, Magnoliopsida, Rosales, Cannabaceae. Gene Ontology annotation, molecular function: GTPase activator activity. The record is from RefSeq and is a predicted model, not a curated record. The transcript is spliced from 4 exons. Bases 1 to 1476 code for a protein of 491 amino acids.
AUGACAGGUCUUGUUGUGGUGACCAGGGGAGGUGGGUGCGGUGGUGGUGGCGGAGCUAAUAUUGGAGGUGGAAAAGGGGCAAGUAAUAAGGGAACAGUGAAAAGCUCUGACGAAGACCAAAACCAGCUCCCACUGGUUACGUUUCUCUUGGCAGCUCUGAAGAAAUCCAUGGUGGCUUGCCGUGUCGAGAGAGGUGAAGAUGCCAUCUCCAGCGUUCAUCAUAUGGAGAUUGGAUGCCCCACCAAUGUCCGUCACAUAACUCAUGUCACCUUUGAUCGCUUCAAUGGCUUUCUUGGUCUUCCUGUUGAGUUCGAGGUUGAGAUCCCUGGUCGAGUUCCCAGUGCUAGCGCAAGCGUCUUUGGGGUGUCAGCUGAAUCAAUGCAGUGUUGUUAUGAUUCGAGAGGGAACAGUGUGCCGACUAUUCUUUUGCUAAUGCAGGAGCGCCUAUACUCACAAGGAGGUUUGAAGGCAGAAGGGGUAUUCAGAAUAAACCCAGAAAAUAGUAAAGAGGAGCAUGUGAGGGACCAACUGAACAGGGGCAAUGUGCCAGAUGACAUUGAUGUACAUUGUUUGGCAGGCUUAAUCAAAGCUUGGUUUAGAGAGCUUCCUUCAGGAGUACUAGAUGGACUUUCACCUGAACAAGUUCUCCAGUGCAACAGCGAGGAAGAAUGCGACGAACUUGUGAAGCAACUAAAGCCCACAGAGACAGCAUUGCUCAACUGGGCAGUUGAUCUCAUGGCUGAUGUUGUUGAGGAAGAGGAGUACAACAAAAUGAACGCCAGAAAUAUAGCUAUGGUUUUUUCUCCAAACAUGACUCAAAUGUCUGAUCCAUUGACGGCUCUGAUGCAUGCGGUUCAAGUGAUGAACUUGCUCAAGAAUCUCAUCACAAAAACACUAAGAGAGCGUGAAGAUGCAACUUCCGGAGGAUAUUCACCCAUGUCAUCUUGUUCAGCUGAACAUCAUAGCGAUGAAGAUUUUGAUUGUCAGCAAGAGAUGGACACUAACAACGAAACUAGAGGGCAUGCGUCAGAUUAUGAUGAAAAUGUCAAUUACAGCCAUGGCCGUGAAGAUGAUGGUGAUGGUGAUGGUGAUGAUGGAGUUCAUUCACUGGGUGAGGUAGAAGAGUGCUUCUUGAGGCAGAUGGACGACAACAAAGCUGUCAACUUAACCAGCUCCGCUGAUCAAUCAGUAGGUGAUUUGCAACAAAACUAUGCCAAGUCUUGCUCUCCCUGGAGCAAAAUGGAAGAAUCAUGCGUGUCGUUUAGUGAAAGCAAAGAGGAAAAUUCAGGCUUGACUACAAGUGAGGGAGAGGAAGAAGACUCUUGCAAAAGCUUGGUAUACAUAGAAAAGAGGAUUAAUGACGAAGAAGAGGAAUCAUCAAUAGUUUGUUCAAGCAUGAACAACAUUGAAAUGGAGAGACUAGAAGGAGAGAACAACACUCGCCUGUUCCAUCGUUUGCAUUUGAUGAAUCCAUGAUCUAACUCGACACUAUUGUCGUCUCAAGAGUGGUAUAAGAAUUACUUUUCUUAGCUAGCUCUAUAUUUUUGGUUGGUUUCUGUAAAUUAAGUAAUGUGUCCUGUUCAGCAAGAAGGGCUUGACUGAACUAAAUAUGUGGUUUAAUGUGAUUGGUUUCAGACUCGUGAAGAGGUAGAAAAGGGUUCAGCUUUGGGCUGAAGCCAUACGUACGUACCUUAGUUAAGGUUGAAGAUGUGUGACUGUGUUCUACGUAGGAAAGAAUUUACUAACCUUUGACAUACAUAUCAGAUUGGAAUGAAUUAGUGUCAAAGUAAUGUAUGUAAAAGUCUUGUCGGCAGAACCUUAUGGAGGAGAAUGUAGUAGUUUUCUGUGCUUGACUUUUUAUGAAUCGUAUCAUUGAAAUUCAA